Messenger RNA from Nicotiana tabacum (common tobacco), 561 nucleotides. Its product is annotated as serine/threonine-protein phosphatase 7 long form homolog. Lineage: Eukaryota; Viridiplantae; Streptophyta; Magnoliopsida; Solanales; Solanaceae. Gene Ontology annotation, biological process: meristem maintenance; meristem development. The record is from RefSeq and is a predicted model, not a curated record.
AUGUGGGAGUUCAUUAGGGACCACCCAUUGCAUCCCCGUAUAGUUAGACGCCUUCAGGAUACGGGUUUCUAUAGGAUCAUAGAGAUCGGCCGGUUGCAGUUCGACUGGGUGUUGAUCACGGCUAUGAUAGAGCGGUGGCAACCGGAGACGCACACGUUUUAUGUACCCAUCCGUGAGGCUACCAUCACGCUUGAGGACGUGGAGGUUCUCUUCGGGCUGUCGGUUGAUGGAUUACAUAUAGCUUACAUGCAUGCUCUUAGAGACUAUAGAGGAUUGCAUUACCUCCAUAUGUUGCAGCGAAUCGCCGGUUUCCAGCCAGCGGAGGAGACUGCAUUGAGUGAGGCCAGUCGUUUGCAGCUAACGCCUGUCCGACAGCAUCUGGAGGCGAUGGAUGCGGAGAUUACGGAUGAUUCACCGCCAGAGGUUAUCGACCGGCACACGAGAUUAUUGUUGCUGCUGAUGUUUGGUGGUAUAUUGUUCCCGAACACUUCGGAAAACCUAGUCAUCUUGAGAUUUCUACAUCAUCUUGAGCGGUUAGAUGAUUUACCUGGUUACAGCUAG